AUGUUCAAUUCUCCAGUACCGGGAUUAAAGGCAAAAAGAAUAUAAGUCUUUAUUUGUUGCUUUAUCCAAUAUGCAAUGUUACAUUCUUGUCGUUCCACUUGGAGUUUCACAUCUGGUAUAUUGGCAAAACAAGAUGAUGAUGAUCAUAAAUAUGAUGACUAAAGAAUAGAUGACUUUGAUAAGAGUUAUUUGGCAGAUGUUAAUUUUGCAUUUCUAUUUACUUACGGUUCAUCAAUGUUAUUGUAAUCUACCAAUUUAUCACAGUUUAGGAUAAGUUGGAGACAGAAUAGGACCUAAGAGAUUCAUGUUAUGUGGUACCUUUUUGACUGGAAUUAUAUAAUUUUUGAUUGCAGGACUGUUUACAGUAGAGUAACAUAAUAGAUGGAUAAUCCUAACUCUAAUGAUAUUUAAUGGAAUAGCACAGGCUCCAGUUUGGCCAGGUUUAAUGGCAAUUAUGAAUAAUUGGCAAAGCAAACCAAACAAAGUCAUUAUAAUGGGAUAUUUCACUGCAUGCACUAAUAUAGGCAAUAUAUUAGGAGAUUUAUUUGCUGGCAUUUUUAUCGAACAAUUUUAAUUUAGUGUUAUAUCUCCCAUAUAUGUAGCAGCAGCUGGAGUAACAUUAAUGUCUUUCAUAAAUAUAUUUGCCAUACCAACAGAUUCAGCAAAAGAAUAUAUUUCUAAGUUUAGAAAUCCAAAUACUAAAUCAUUAGUUUAUAAAGAUGCACAUGCUGAAUAUAUGAGCAGAAGUGGAUCUAGGACUGCUUCUGUAGUUUCCAAUUAAGAUUUGGAUAUUUCAAAAAGCAACAUCGAUCAAUCUCUCCUAACUGUUGCUAGAAAUACUGUUGGAGAACCUUAAUUGUAACCAAAACGACCAAAGAAGGAUAGCAUUAAUAUGUUUUCUGCAUGGAAAUUACCUAAUGUAGCACUCUAUGCUUUUUCUUUUGGAUGUAUCAAAGCUGUAUUCUAUAUACUGGCAUUUUGGUUACCAAAUUAUUUAAGCGGACAAGAAUUAAAUGGAGUUGCAUGGAUUACAUAAAUGAUAGAAUGGGGAACUAUUCCAGGAUGCAUUCUCAUUUGGUAGCUCUGCUCUAUAUUUUAGCUACUCAGGAGUUUAUUGGAAUGUUAGAGCCAGUCUAAUAGUUCCUAUUCUUUGGUUAGGUACUGUUGUUAUGAUAUGUAUUGAUUAACUCAGAAAAAUCGAAAAUCAUAAACCUUACUUCUUAUACUAUUUAUUAGUAUUUCUAACAGGCCUUUUGAUUGGAGGAGUCUAUAAUAAUAUAUCUGGAGCUAUUGUCAUUGAACUAAGUAACAUGAAAGAAUUAAAAGGUUUUAUUUCUUAUUUCCCUUUAGGUAAUAAAAAAUCCACUGCUACUGUCACUUCUGUUGUUAUGGGUUAUGGUGCAACCUUUGCUGCUCUUAAUUAAUUGAUUGUUCCACAUCUAGGAGAUAAAAUAUUUGAAUAUUGUGGAUUAAAUGCUGUUAUUGCAGGAAUGUUUCUCAUUCCAUUAAUUAUAACCGAAUAUAAAAGAUUAAGACAAAAUAAGAGUUAAGUGCAAUAAUUAUGA
Paramecium sonneborni is the source of this 1565-nucleotide messenger RNA. The record is from the annotation of a GenBank genome assembly. Lineage: Eukaryota; Ciliophora; Oligohymenophorea; Peniculida; Parameciidae.